Messenger RNA from Microcebus murinus (gray mouse lemur), 3060 nucleotides. It is a transcript of the gene SLC25A23, whose product is annotated as solute carrier family 25 member 23. Lineage: Eukaryota; Metazoa; Chordata; Mammalia; Primates; Cheirogaleidae. The record is from RefSeq and is a predicted model, not a curated record. Gene Ontology annotation, biological process: transmembrane transport. Gene Ontology annotation, molecular function: calcium ion binding.
GCGGCGACGGCUAGCAGUCGCCACCCCCUGCGAGCGCCAGAGCCGGACCAGCCGCACGGAGGCUGCUGAGCCGGUGACCGCGGAGCUGGCCCUGCGGGGCCCCGGGGGGGAGGGGGAGCCGCAAAGCCCCCGCUGAGGCCGCCGUGGCCGGGCCUCCCCUCCCCCCCGGGCCGGCGCCAUGCGGGGGGGCCCGGGAGACGCGGAGCGGCGACAGCGCUGGGGUCGCCUCUUCGAGGAGCUGGACAGUAACAAGGAUGGCCGCGUGGACGUGCACGAGUUGCGCCGGGGACUGGCCAGGCUGGGCGGGGGCGACCCAGACCGCGGUGCCCAACAGGGCGCCUCUCCUGAGGGUGGCGCUGACCCAGAUGGCGGGCUGGACCUGGAAGAGUUUUCCCGUUAUCUGCAGGAGCGAGAACAGCGCCUGCUGCUCAUGUUUCACAGUCUUGACCGGAACCAGGACGGUCAUAUCGACGUCUCUGAGAUCCAGCAGAGUUUCCAAGCUCUGGGCAUUUCCAUCUCGCUGGAGCAGGCAGAGAAAAUUCUGCACAGCAUGGACCGCGACGGCACAAUGACCAUCGACUGGCAGGAAUGGCGCGACCACUUCCUGUUGCAUUCGCUGGAGAACGUGGAGGAUGUGGUCUAUUUCUGGAAGCAUUCCACGGUCCUGGACAUUGGGGAAAGCCUGACUGUGCCGGACGAAUUCUCAAAGAAGGAGAAGCUGACGGGCAUGUGGUGGAGGCAGCUGGUGGCGGGCGCGGUGGCGGGCGCCGUGUCGAGGACGGGCACGGCCCCUCUGGACCGCCUCAAAGUCUUCAUGCAGGUCCACGCCUCCAAGGCCAACCGGCUGAACGUCCUGGGGGGCCUCCGGAGCAUGGUCCGCGAGGGGGGCAUCCGCUCCCUGUGGCGAGGCAACGGCAUCAACGUGCUCAAGAUCGCGCCGGAGUCAGCUAUCAAGUUCAUGGCCUAUGAGCAGAUCAAGCGGGCUAUCCUGGGGCACCAGGAGACACUGCAUGUGCAGGAACGCUUUGUGGCUGGUUCCCUGGCCGGUGCCACGGCCCAAACCAUCAUUUACCCCAUGGAGGUGCUGAAGACGCGGCUGACCCUGCGCCGGACGGGCCAGUACAAGGGGCUGCUGGACUGCGCCAGGCGCAUCCUGGAGCACGAGGGGCCCCGCGCCUUCUACCGUGGCUACCUGCCCAACGUGCUGGGCAUCAUCCCCUACGCGGGCAUCGACCUGGCCGUCUACGAGACCCUGAAGAACUGGUGGCUCCAGCAGUACAGCCACGACUCGGCAGACCCAGGCAUCCUCGUGCUCCUGGCCUGCGGCACCAUCUCAAGCACCUGCGGCCAGAUAGCCAGUUACCCCCUGGCCCUGGUCCGGACCCGCAUGCAGGCCCAAGGAGGGCGUGCGGGGCCUCUACCGGGGCAUUGCCCCCAACUUCAUGAAGGUUAUUCCGGCCGUGAGCAUCUCCUAUGUUGUCUACGAGAACAUGAAGCAGGCCUUGGGGGUCACGUCCAGGUGAGGGACACGGAGCCCGGCCCCCUGCCCUGCGACCCCUCACCCAGGUCACGACGUCCCCUACACCUCGCUGAUGACCCAACCAAGGAGCCCCGCACUUCAGCCACUGGAUCCCGACACUCCAACUCUAGAUCCCAGGUACCCCCCGUCCUGCCACCUCACCUGUGGAUCCCGCACUUUGGCAGCCGGAGUCUGACGCCCGGGCCACCAGACCCCAGAGCAUCCACGCCCCAGCCCUCAACCCCUCCCUGCCCCCAGACCACCAGACCCCGCACCCCCAAGGUGGAUUGCACUGUGUGCUUGACCUCCGCAUCUUAACCACUGGAUCCCACUUAACUCAGCGAAUGGAUCCCGACACCCCAACCACAGGAGCACAUGUCACCCCGCCUGUACCCCAGCUCCCUCGGGCACCCGACCCGGCGUCCUGGCGCAGCUCUGGAUCCCAGGUCCCCCAACCCCAGAUCCGCACGCCCCGAGCACUGGCUCCUGGGUCCCUGCACCUCAAGCCCCACACCCUCGGCCCCCAGCCACAGGAUCCCAGAUGCCCAGGCACCAACUCACUGGAUUCUGGCGCCUAAAACCUAUGCAGGAGCCCAACAGCACAGCAGUCUGCAGCCACUGGACUCCAGAUUCUAGAACCCAAAUCCUUCUGCCCCGUAUGGCUGGGUACUGAGACCUCACGCACAGAAGGGUCCGGCCCUUGGUUCCUGGUUUCCCGUCUGCAUGUUCCAGGCGCUGGGUUCCGAGUGCUCAGGCUCUGUAAUCUAGACCCCAAUAGACCAAUCGCAGCCUCCCGGGUCCCACACGGCCGCGUCCCAGACCCACGCCAGAGCCUGGUGGCUCCGCCAUGAGACCACAUGGUCUGCGGACCCGCAGGGAAGCCCCGACCCCACCUGCCCCACAGCUCCGGGAAACCUAGAGGAUUUGUCCCAAGUCCUGGUAUGGGACAUCGCCAGGCAGCAGGGGAAGGGGGCCUGUCCCCCGACCCGCGUGGGUCCUGGGCCCUCCCGCACCUCCUGGUCCUGGGGGGGUGGGGUCCCUUCCCUGGAACCUCUUCCAUUCCCUCCCCAGCCCACCCCCUUCCCACCUCACAGGCCCUAACCCCCAGGGCCCCGGGGUCCUUUGGAGGAGCCAGUCGCUCAUGCUUGGGGGCCUCAGAAGUCGGAAGCCAGAAGCAAAUUUGCAUAGCCCACCCUUCCCUAAAUCCAAGCAUCCAAAUUAUGCAAAAGCAAACAAACAAACAAAAAGCCAAAUUCCAAAACUCAUUCCGGGUCUAUUUUUGUAGCAGAGAGAGGAGCGAAGCCUCCCUCCCCCUCCAACCCAAGCCCCAGCCCCCCACCCCCACGUUCUGCACUUUAUAGCUGGAGUCUGAGCUUAGGAUAAUCGGGGGACCCCAUGGACAGACAUAGAGAGACAGCCUGGGGUGUUGGGGGGCUGGAGGACCCCCCCCCACGGCUUCCACCUCCACCGUGCCCCGCCUCCCUGCCUGUGUGUGUUAUUUCAAAGGAAAAUAACAAAAGGAAUAAAUUUUCUAAGCUCUU